CCCUAACUCAGAAACGAUUGCCCUCUCUUUCUCGCACUUUUAAACCCUCUAGUGGUAUAACACCACUGGUGUUGCUGCAUCAACAUGGCGGAGUUAAAGAUAUCUGAAACCCGAGACUUGACCCGAAUAGAACGCAUAGGUGCUCACUCACACAUUCGGGGCCUCGGCCUCGACUCCGCCCUUGAAGCCCGCGCCGUCUCCGAGGGUAUGGUGGGGCAGACCAGGGCUCGUAGGGCCGCCGGAGUCAUUCUCCAGAUGAUUAAGGAGGGUAAGAUCGCCGGACGUGCCGUUUUACUGGCUGGACAGCCAGGCACCGGCAAGACUGCCAUUGCUAUGGGCCUGGCCAAGUCUCUUGGCCUGGAGACCCCCUUUGCCGUGAUCUCUGGUAGUGAGAUCUUUUCCCUCGAGAUGUCCAAGACCGAGGCCCUAAUGCAGGCUUUUCGCAAGGCCAUUGGUGUGAGGAUUAAGGAAGAGACCGAGGUAAUUGAGGGCGAGGUUCUCGAGGUCCAAAUUGACCGUCCUGCAGUUGCUGGUGCCGCUUCAAAGACUGGAAAAUUGACUAUGAAAACAACAGAGAUGGAGACGGUGUAUGAUCUGGGGGCGAAGAUGAUUGAGGCUCUGGGGAAGGAGAAGGUGCAGAGUGGGGAUGUGAUUGCUAUCGACAAGGCAUCAGGAAAGAUUACUAAAUUGGGGAGGUCUUUCUCGAGGUCAAGGGAUUACGACGCCAUGGGGCCGCAGACCAAGUUCGUGCAGUGCCCAGAUGGGGAGUUGCAAAAAAGAAAGGAGGUUGUGCAUUGCGUUACGCUUCAUGAGAUUGAUGUCAUCAAUAGCAGAACACAGGGAUUUCUGGCUCUCUUUACUGGAGACACAGGUGAAAUUCGUGCAGAAGUGAGGGAACAAAUUGAUACAAAGGUUGCAGAAUGGAGGGAGGAAGGGAAGGCUGAAAUUGUCCCCGGUGUCCUCUUCAUUGAUGAGGUUCACAUGCUUGACAUAGAAUGCUUUUCUUUUCUGAAUCGCGCUCUGGAGAAUGAAAUGGCUCCAAUAUUAGUUGUGGCCACCAACAGAGGUUUCACUAAAAUCCGAGGCACAAAUGAAAAAUCCCAACAUGGAAUGCCAAUAGAUCUUCUUGAUCGCCUACUUAUUAUUAAUACUGAGCCUUAUACAAAAGGUGAAAUUCGCAAAAUUCUAGACAUAAGAUGUCAAGAGGAAGAUGUGGAGAUGGCUGAAGAGGCGAAGGCUCUGUUGACACAUAUAGGAGUUGAGACAUCCUUGAGAUAUGCAAUUAAUCUCAUCACAACUGCUGCAUUGGCAUGCCAGAAGCGGAAGGGAAAAAAUGUGGAGAGUGAGGAUAUUACUCGGGUUUACAGUCUGUUCCUGGACGUGAAGAGGUCAACUCAGAACUUAAUGGAGUAUCAGAAUCAGUAUAUGUUCAGUUCAUCAUCCGCAAAAGAAGUUGAGGAAGAUGAUGGCAAUGCCAUGGUCUCCUGAGAUUACAGUUACAGACAUGUAGAUUUAGCAAUGGCGUGAGACUCACCUUGCUGUCAGAGAAGCGGCUGAUGCAUACACCAGGACGUUAUGCUUCUCUGCUCGCAGUUGUAAAAGUUUGUUUUGGUGGUUUUGAUCUGCAGCAACAAAAUUUCUGGUCCUGUGAAGGGCUGAAAGAGUUGUUGAUUUUAUGAAUGAUUGUUGAAUUGUAGGAACAAAAUGCUUGCGCUAUCAGGUAUUUUUUGUUGGAUGGAGAGCGCUUAGAUGCUAAUGAACAUUCAUAUAUGCAUGGAUCGAGAGCACUUAGAUGCUAAUAAAUAUUUAUAUAUGGAUGCAUGUUGUAAGA
Tripterygium wilfordii is the source of this 1831-nucleotide messenger RNA. RefSeq names its product ruvB-like 2. NCBI's taxonomy places the organism in Eukaryota, Viridiplantae, Streptophyta, Magnoliopsida, Celastrales, Celastraceae. Gene Ontology annotation, cellular component: Swr1 complex; NuA4 histone acetyltransferase complex; Ino80 complex. The transcript is spliced from 2 exons. Gene Ontology annotation, molecular function: ATP binding; DNA helicase activity; ATP hydrolysis activity. The record is from RefSeq and is a predicted model, not a curated record. The coding region runs from base 85 to 1488 and encodes 467 amino acids. Gene Ontology annotation, biological process: box C/D snoRNP assembly; chromatin remodeling; regulation of transcription by RNA polymerase II.